AUGGCAAUUUCCACUGUCUCUUUGGGUUACCUCCUGUACGCGGGUGUUGCUUUUGUCGUCGCCAGCAUAUUAUACGAGUUCUUUCUUUCACCCCUCAAGCAUAUCCCAGGACCAGGACUUUCCAAGUACACGGAUUUUUACAGGGCAUAUCUCACUACGAAGGGGCAUGUCGAUGGUCACAUUAGAACCUGGCACCGAACAUGGGGCGCUGCUGUGCGUGUAGGACCUAAUACUGUGAGUAUUAGUGAUCCAGAUAUGAUCAAGGUCAUUUACACCACCAGAAACCCCUGGCGAAAGACUAACAUGUACCGUCCCAAUGACGUUCUUGUCAACGGUCAACGCAUUCAAAACAUUUUCAAUACUCAAGAUGAGGAUUUCCAUCUGAAGUACACAAAGCCCAUUAGAGGUUUCUGGACCCUUCCCAAGAUGCUAGAGGCGGAACCUCUGAUGGACGAAACUCUCUGUGAACUCAUUACUCAUCUGGACAACCGCUUCGCCAGCACAGGAUCUGUCUGCAAGAUGGAUGACUGGCUCUCUUACUACGCCUGGGAUGCAGCUGCUAGUAUCAGUUUCGGCCGUACCUACGGUUUCAUGGAAAAAGGUGGUGACGUAGAGGACAUCAUUGCCGAAAGCGCUGCUGGACUCAAGUACUUUGCCCCCGUUAGCCAAAUCCCGUGGCUUGAUGAGUGGCUGGACAAGAACCCCAUUCAUCGGGUUGGUCCUCGUCCUCUUGUCAACGGAGUCAUCUACACUAUCAAGAUCCUCACAGAGUACCAGCAGCAACUAGCUUCCGGCGCUGCGAAGCGCAAACCUGUGGACUUGUUCAUAGAUAAGUACAACAGUCUCAAGGAAACAGUCGACUUUGUGGAUGAUCAGCAGGUUAUCAACUGGCUCAUGCUCAAUGUUCUUGCAGGCGGUGAUUCAACAGCUGGAGCCAUGCGCGCUCCUGCUUACCAUCUUCUCAAGAAUCCUUCUGUGUGUGAAAAGAUGGUCGCCGAGCUUCGAGCUGCAAACCUGACUUUGCCUGUUCCUCAAUGGAAGGAAAUCAGUCAACUGCCCUACUUUGAGGCCGUCAUGCGCGAGUCGAUGAGAAUUUCGCCCGCUGUUGGUUUGAUACUCGAGCGCGAAGUUCCUAAAGAAGGCCUUGAGCUCCCAGAUGGUCGAUUCAUUCCUGCUGGUACAAACAUCGGUAUCAACCCUUGCGUUGUCACACGCGAUGUGGGCGUUUUUGGCGAAGACGUUGAUGUGUUCCGCCCUGAGAGAUGGCUUCGUGGUAAAGGAGAAACAGAGGAGGGACAUGCCGCUCGGGUAAGACGCAUGCAUGAGUGUACCGAGUUGAUGUUUGGCCAUGGAUCGAGGGUUUGUAUGGGUAAGUACAUGUCAAAGCUAGAGAUGUACAAGAUGUUUGCUACGCUCUAUGUUAACUUUGAUGUACGAAUCACUGAUCCCAGUCAUACUUGGAAGUAUGAGAACAACUGGUUCAUGUAUCACAGAGAUAUCCCUUGCAAAGUUAGUCGUCGCGAAAAGGCAUAA
This is a messenger RNA of Fusarium venenatum, 1533 nucleotides long. RefSeq names its product cytochrome P450. NCBI's taxonomy places the organism in Eukaryota, Fungi, Ascomycota, Sordariomycetes, Hypocreales, Nectriaceae. Gene Ontology annotation, molecular function: heme binding; monooxygenase activity; oxidoreductase activity, acting on paired donors, with incorporation or reduction of molecular oxygen. The record is from RefSeq and is a predicted model, not a curated record.